Zasmidium cellare ATCC 36951 is the source of this 1170-nucleotide messenger RNA. RefSeq lists its product as uncharacterized. NCBI's taxonomy places the organism in Eukaryota, Fungi, Ascomycota, Dothideomycetes, Mycosphaerellales, Mycosphaerellaceae. The transcript has a single exon. The record is from RefSeq and is a predicted model, not a curated record. The coding region runs from base 1 to 1170 and encodes 389 amino acids.
AUGAUGCUGUUCGUUAGCCUUGUCGGGCUUCUGUUUGGCUUGGUCAUCCGCACCUCUGCCACAAACAACACUGCUACUGUCGAGAAUUACCAGCAGGCACUGGAAGCACGACUGUUUCCAGAAUGGACGAGAUUCUGGCAAAGCCAUAGCACCACAUGGCUAUCGCAGCCUGGAAUCAGCGGCCUGCAAAACGUCCGAUAUGCUCGACUCCAGAACGCUUCCAACUGCAGCCCCUUGCCAACUUGCCUUGUCUCGGCGUAUGCAAUCUCACCAUCAGACCAAAGUACCAUUGCGGCGGCACUGAAAGCAAGUAAUGCGUCUGGGGCGCUUAUCUCGGCCUGGCCUCAGUAUGUCAACGGCACGAAUCACAUCCUCCGCGUGUACGGCGAUGGGGACUCGCCUCUGUAUCCUGAGAUCGACUCUAUAUCCUACACCGCAAAUUCAUCUGAAUAUGAGCUGUUCUUGGGGACCUUGAACAACUUCACAGCCACUGGGCAUCCUCCGCUUCCACCACCAAUCGAUGCUUUUGCCUUUGCCUCAUCGCUACUUUCCGCCAACGAUAGACUCGAAGCCAUAGCAUACCCAGAUCUCUGGAUUUCUCCCGAGCUCAAUGGUCCGGCCCUCAGACACUCUAGGCAUCUGGACUGGGACAGAUACAGAUACGCUGCGAUCUUAAUCCCUGGUGAGGGCCCAGAAAUUUAUGGUGUACCUCUGUCACCCCUGGGAAAGCUCCGCUCUCGAAUUGCAGCCUCAUUCUUCGCCAAGCCCAACACCGCCCCUUUUCUUAUACCAAGCGGCGGGAACGUUCAUCCCAAUCUCACCACCUACACCGAAGCUCUCGAGAUGUCGAAAUGGCUUCAGAGCCAGCUGAACGUCAAAGUGGACAACAUAGCUAUCGAACCGUACGCUCGCCACACAACGACGAAUCUGAGAAACGGAGCUCGUGUACUGCAAAGACUUGGGGCACCGAAAGGAAAGAAGGUGCUUAUAGUGACUGAUCGGAGUCAACGAGAUAGCAUUGCCAGUCGAAGCUUUGCCCUCCGAUGUCAAAACGAAUUGGGUUAUGUUACGGGAGACAUAGGGCCCACGUUAGGGUUGUUUGAAGUUGAGUGGGUGCCGGACUAUGGGAAGUGCGCAUUUGUUGAUCCCAUCGAUCCACUGGAUCCAUGA